Danaus chrysippus (African queen) is the source of this 255-nucleotide messenger RNA. Lineage: Eukaryota; Metazoa; Arthropoda; Insecta; Lepidoptera; Nymphalidae. The record is from the annotation of a GenBank genome assembly.
AUGGAUGAACGGUUCGAUUCUUCGUCGGUGGGCGCCGGCGUGACUUUGGACGGAUUAUUCCGUGGAACUAUUUAUAAUGUGGGGCUCAGAGACGCGAAUCGCGGACGCUGGAAUCUGCUCCUUUGUCAUUGGAGCAACCUGUCCGCCGGGUUGGACUCAACUCGAGCACAAUGUAAAAUAACGGGCCACCUGAUUAACCGGCAUACUAUCCAGCUAUGCAGAUAUCUACCGCUCGCCCGUCGCACCGAUCACUGA